AUGAAAGGUGGUGGUGGAAUUAUAGUAGGAGCAGUCAAGAGCAACUGUUGUUGUAAUUGGUUGAUUAAUUUUGGUUUUGGAUUAUUAUUAUUAUUCUUACUUCUUCAUCUUCUCAUUAUUAUUGUUUUUUCUCGGUUCUUUUAUUAUUCUUCUUUGUUGUUGUUGUUCUUUUUCAAUCCCUCAUCACACGCUGCUUUUCUAUUUUCCUUUUACCUUAAUUUAUUAUUGUUAUUGUCAAUUUCGUCAUUCGCUAAUCCUUGUUCUGCCUUUUUUCCAUUCCUUGACUAUCACGGAAUUUUGGUUCAAGAAGAGAGAGAAAGCCGUAGAGAUAGAAACACAAACUCAAUUGAUUCUUUUCGGGUACCCUAAUUUUGGUGUUGCUUCGUUUGGUUUCUUUCUUUUAUUUGUUUUCUCUAGCGUGUUCUGCGAUUUCUAGGGUUUGUGAAAGGGGGAAUCACGGAUAGAGGGAGAAAGUUUCGAUCUUUGAUCGAUUUUCGUCGAUGGAGGGGGAGGGUGGUUCAGAGGGAGAGAAUAAUCAGAGAAGGGGUGGCACAGAUGAUAAUAGCAAUGAAAACUUCAAUGGAAGCAAUAGCAAAGUUGCGAAUUCCAAUGAGGGGCAGAGCAAGCCCAAGCGCCAGAUGAAGACACCCUAUCAACUCGAAACCCUCGAGAAAGCUUAUGCCUUGGAGACGUACCCUUCUGAGGCUAUGAGGGCCGAGCUAUCGGAGAAAUUGGCGUUGUCUGAUCGGCAGCUGCAGAUGUGGUUCUGCCACCGGAGGCUGAAAGACAAGAAAGACUUGCCCCCCAAGAAGCCGCCGAAGAAGGCCGUGGAGAAAGUGCGGGAGCCAGAGCCUGAACCAGUGCCGGAUUCCCCAGUGGAUGACCACAGAUUGGGCCCCGAGCUAGGCGAUGAGGAUGGAUCCGGGUCUGGUUCUGGGUCAAGCCCGUUUACCCGGUCAGAGUCCAGGAGUGUGGCGCCGCGGGGUUAUUAUGAAUCACAGCAGGCUGCGCUGGAGCUCAGAGCAAUUUCUUGUGUGGAGGCACAGUUAGGGGGGCCAUUGAGGGAAGAUGGACCCAUUCUAGGAAUAGAGUUUGAUGCAUUGCCACCAGAUGCAUUUGGGGCGCCCUUAGCAACCAUUGCAGAACAGCAGAAGCGACCAAGUCAUGCCUAUGACAGUAAAGUUUAUGAAAGACAUAAUGCUAGACCAAAUAAGGCUAUGGCAAGGGCAUUCCAUGAAUAUCAAUUUCUACGGAACCAGGCAGGCCCCAGGUCUGAUGGUUUUGGACAAUAUCCCCAACAUCAUUUACAUGAUCCGAUGGAAGGUCCUGCAAGAAAUACCCAUUUUGCACAUGGAACUGAACAGUUACAUAGAAGUCAUGCUACCCAAGGUCAUUCUUCUCGAGUCCGUAUUUUACCUCAACAAGAUAAGCAAGGGAUUCCUCAUCCAUCUCCUCCUCAAGAUGAUGAUGUUGCUUCCCAAAAGCAAUUGCACACAAAUGUAGUGAACACUGGAGUGAACUCUCAUUCUACUGAUUACCAAAUUGUUGGGCCCGAAAAUCCCUAUAACCCACCAGGUGGACAAGUUUCCCAUAUCACUACAAUGCAGAUUGAGAAAAAACGAAAGAGUGAUGAUGCUAGAAGUGCAAGGGAAGUCGAAGCCCAUGAGAUGAGGAUCAAGAAAGAGCUUGAGAAACAAGAUAACCUUAGACGAAAGAAUGAAGAGCGAAUGAGGAAAGAAAUGGAGAGACAAGAUCGUGAAAGAAGGAAGGAAGAAGAAAGGUUGAUGCGUGAGAGACAGCGAGAAGAGGAAAGAUUAAGGCGUGAGCAAAAACGUGAACUCGAACGAAGGGAAAAGUUUUUGCUGAAAGAAAAUUUGAAAGCUGAGAAAAUGAGGCAAAAGGAAGAGCUUCGCAAAGAGAAAGAAGCAGAGAGACGCAAAGCUGCCUUGGAAAAGGCAACUGCUCGUAGAAUAGCUAAGGAAUCCAUGGAACUAAUUGAAGAUGAACAACUGGAAUUGAUGGAGCUUGCUGCUUCAAGCAAGGGAUUGUCCUCUAUAAUUCAUCUUGAUUUUGAUACUCUGCAAAACCUUGAAUCAUUUAGGGAUUCAUUGUGUGUUUUCCCACCUAAGAGUGUAAAGCUAAGAAAACCAUUUGCGAUCCAACCCUGGAUUAACUCAGAAGAGAAUGUUGGCAACCUUCUCAUGGUUUGGAAAUUUUUGAUUACUUUUGCUGAUAUUCUUGAGUUGUGGCCUUUUACUCUCGAUGAGUUUGUGCAAGCUUUCCAUGAUUAUGAUUCAAGACUGUUGGGUGAAAUACAUGUUGCUCUCCUUAAGGUGAUAAUAAAAGACAUUGCAGAUGUUGCAAGGACACCUUCCACUGGAUUAGGAAUGAGCCAAAAUGGUGCAGCUAAUUCAGGAGGUGGCCAUCCAGAAAUUGUGGAAGGGGCAUAUGCAUGGGGCUUUGACAUACGUAAUUGGCAUAAGCACUUAAAUCAGUUGACAUGGCCAGAAAUUUUUCGACAGCUAGCAUUAGCAGCAGGUUAUGGACCACAGUUGAAGAAAAGAAAUAUUACAUGGUCAUAUGCAAAUGAUAAAGAUGAGGGCAGGAGUUGUGAAGAUAUCAUUUCUACACUUAGAAAUGGUUCAGCAGCUGAACAUGCUGUGGCAAAAAUGCGGGAGAGAGGUCUACUAGCACCUCGGAAAUCAAGGCACCGCUUAACUCCUGGAACAGUAAAGUUUGCUGCAUUUCAUGUUCUCUCACUUGAAGGUGGUGAAGGAUUGACAGUACUAGAACUUGCAGAAAAAAUUCAGAAAUCCGGCCUUCGGGACCUGACAACUAGCAAGACACCAGAGGCCUCGAUUUCUGUCGCUUUGACAAGAGAUGCUAAGCUUUUUGAAAGAAUAGCUCCAUCGACAUACCGCGUACGUACUGCAUUUAGAAAGGAUCCAGCGGAUGCUGAGUCUAUUCUUUCAGAAGCAAGAAAGAAAAUUCAGAUAUUUGAAAAUGGGUUUCUAGCUGGGGAAGAUGCUGAUGAGGUUGAACGAGAAGACGAUAUUGAAAGAGAUGAUGUUGAAAGAUAUGAUGAUGUAGAAAGAGAAGAAGAGUCAGAAAGUGAAGAAGUUGAUGAUGAUCCUGAAGUUGACGAUUUGCUAGGUCCUUCAAGUGCUAACAAAACAUCUGUUCUCUGUGAUGAUUUCUCAUCUAUUGGAAAAGAAAGUUUGGGUCAUAAGGUAGAACUUAUUCAAGAUCAGUUUGAGAAGGAUCUUCCGGAGAAUGGUACUAAGGAUGUGGACGGUUCUAAAGAUGCUCAUCUUCCAGAUGCUAUCACUGGACAACCCGUUAUUACAAACUUUGAGGAAGAUAAUAUGGAAAUUGAUGAAAGCAAGACUGGAGAGUCAUGGGUUGAAGGGCUUGCAGAAGGAGAAUAUUCUGAUCUCAGUGUAGAGGAACGUUUAAAUGCUCUUGUUGUAUUGGUUGGUGUGGCAAAUGAAGGAAAUUCAAUCCGCGUUGUUCUUGAGGAUCGUUUGGAAGCAGCAAAUGCUCUGAAGAAGCAAAUGUGGGCAGAAGCUCAGAUAGAUAAAAUUCGACUGAGAGAUGAUAAUGUAAAUAAAUCAGAUUUUCCAUCUAUCAAUGGGAAUAAAGUUGAACCACAAUACACAAGUCCUGCUGUGGGGGGGAACCAGAGCCCAUUGCUUGACAUAAACAUUGACAAUAAUAAUAAUAAUGAGGCAUCGCCUAGCACUGCAGAAAAUAAAAAGGCUGCAGUUGUACAGAACCUUGCCAUGGAAAAGCCCUCAAUAGGUCAAGAUUACUGCAUUGGUCCAGAUAACCCUCAAACUCAACUAUCUGCUCCCUAUUCGAAAAGGUCUCGUUCUCAGUUGAAAUCAUAUAUUUCUCACAUGGCAGAAGAGAUGUCCGUAUACAGGUCUUUACCCCUUGGUCAAGAUCGCAGACAUAAUCGUUAUUGGCAAUUUGUUGCAUCUGCUUCUUGCAAUGAUCCUGGCUCUGGCAGGAUCUUUGUUGAAUAUCUUGAUGGCAAUUGGAGGCUUAUUGAUUCUGAAGAGGCCUUUGAUGCUCUUUUUAAUUCACUGGAUUUGCGUGGGAUCAGGGAAUCUCAUUUGCGCAUAAUGUUGCAAAAGAUUGGAAGUUCCUUCAAAGAAAAUGUUAGGAAGAAUGCACAAUCUGCCAAUAUUGGAAGCAGAGAUGAAACUAAUAUUAAAAAUGAAGCUGAUGAAGCAGAGUCCAGUCCUGAUUGCCAUGCAUUGUCUGACAGUCCCAGCAGUACACUCUGUGGCUUGAACUCUGAUACAUCUGAAACUUCUUCAUCAUUCAAAAUUGAGCUUGGGAAAAGUGAGAGUGAGAAGAAAGGUGCCUUGAGAAGGUAUCAAGAUUUCCAGAAAUGGAUGUGGAAAGAAUGCUAUAACUCAUCCAUAUUAUCUGCAAUGAAAUAUGGGAAAAUGAGAUGCAAACCUCAGGUGGACAUCUGUGAUAUCUGCCUCAACCCUUAUUUCUUUGAAGAUUCCCAUUGCAAUUGUUGCCAUCGUACUUUUCCCUCAAAUAACGGAUUUAAUUUUUCAAAACAUAUAUUUCAAUGUGGGGGCAAGUUGUCCAAAGAUAUUUGUAUUCUGGAUUGUUCUCUUCCCUUGCGGACAAGAUUGCUUAAGGCCCUGCUGGCUUUUAUUGAGGCAUCUGUUCCCUCCGAAGCAUUUCAAUCAACUUGGACAGAAGAUACUAGAAGGCAUUGGGGUUUGAAGUUAAGCAAAUCAUCUUCUGUCGAGGAACUUCUUCAGUUAUUGACUGUGUUUGAGAGAGCAAUAAAGCGAGAUUUUUUAUCGUCAUCCUUCUCAACAACACAAGAAUUGUUGGGAUCAAGCAGCAUGUCAGAGAGUGCUUUUACCGAUCCUGAAUCUGUUGCUGUACUUCCAUGGGUUCCACAGACCACCUCAGCUGUGUCUCUCAGACUCUCCGAGUUUGAUGCGUCCAUUAGCUAUGUUCAGCUUGAAAAAUCUGAGCAUCGCAGGGAGAAAGAAACUAUAGAAUACAUGCUUCCUUCAAGAUCUAAUCCUUUCAAAUCUAGUAGAGUAGUGGAACCAGCAGACUUGGACCAUGAUGAAUUCAUGAAAGUUAGGUCUGCUCCCAUGAAAAUUGUACAAAGUGGCAAUAAACGUGGACGGGGGAAUAGUGAUAAAGGACGGGGUAAAAAGAUAGCUAAAAGAAUGCAUGAUUCCAAACAAGAUACUGGCCGCCGCAGUGUUAAGGUCACAGAGAAUCUUAGUCAAAGACUAAAACAGCAGGGGCGAGGAGCACAAGGACAAAGUGGUGGACGUGGUCGCCGAACUGUCAGGAAAAGACGAGUGGAAAAGAGGGCUGUUGAAGAUUUGCUGCUGGGCCACAAGGCUGGCACACACAGUUCCAAUAUUGUUAGAGAACCAUUGAGAAACCUGGAUGAGGAAUGGGAUGAUGAUGAAAAGGCAAGUCCCAUGACUUCCAUCCACAUGGGGGCUGUCGACAAUAGUAACAGUGCUGAAGAGGCAGAUUCUGAUGACAAUGCUCAAGUAGCAGAGUCCAACGACAAUGCUCAAGCAGCAGAUUCGGAUGAAAAUGCUCAAGAAGUGGAUUCCGAUGACAAUCCUCUAGAAGUGGACUCAGAUGACAAUGCUCAAGCAGUGGACUCGGAUGACAAUGGCCAAGCAGUGGAAUAUGAUCAAGGAAACUGGGGAAUAGGUUUCAAUAACACCCCCAACAGGUGGAGUAGGGAUGUGGUUGGAAUGAUCGAUGAAGAUGUAGAAGCUUCAGACGAGGACAAUGACAACAAUGUUGGGCUUGAAGAGAACGAAGAGGAAGAAUCAGAGGGUGAUGAUGUUAUGAGUGAGGAGGGUUCAGAUGGAAUUGCAGAUAGAGUUUUGAAUGAUGACUCGGACUCUGAUGAUUCUGAAGAUUCAUCUGAUUAGAACAAUGUUUUUGAUUCAACGGAAGGAACGGGUUGGAUGUGGAGGCUGCAUUACAUUUUUGAUAUUGCAGCUUUAAUACUAAGUAUGAAGCACCAAGUCAUGCCAUUCCGUGGCUUGAAACUGAGAGUAGACAGAGAGAUACAUUGUAUAUUAUCCAUUGCAAAAAUGGAGCUUUGUAAUUUUAAGCACUCUGAAACGGAGGGAGGGCCUUUAAGGCCGCCCUUACCCUUAUUGCUUCUUUUCUGGUUAUAGAUAUUCAUUAAUUAAUAAAGGUCUUAUACCUUAGUUAUUAUUUAAGUCAAUGAUAUAGCUAUUUUGAGUU
Arachis stenosperma is the source of this 6273-nucleotide messenger RNA. Its product is annotated as homeobox-DDT domain protein RLT1-like. Lineage: Eukaryota; Viridiplantae; Streptophyta; Magnoliopsida; Fabales; Fabaceae. Gene Ontology annotation, biological process: regulation of transcription by RNA polymerase II. Gene Ontology annotation, molecular function: DNA binding. The coding region runs from base 501 to 5951 and encodes 1816 amino acids. The record is from RefSeq and is a predicted model, not a curated record. The transcript has 18 exons.